Molecule: messenger RNA, 1476 nt
Organism: Salvelinus namaycush (lake trout)
Lineage: Eukaryota; Metazoa; Chordata; Actinopteri; Salmoniformes; Salmonidae
Gene: arl2bp
Product: ADP-ribosylation factor-like 2 binding protein
Exons: 7
Coding region: 151-699 (182 amino acids)
Biological process (GO): positive regulation of tyrosine phosphorylation of STAT protein; maintenance of protein location in nucleus
Cellular component (GO): mitochondrial intermembrane space
Source: RefSeq, a predicted model, not a curated record
UACUGUACUUCCGGAACUAAUCAGCUGGGAUCUGUUUCUUUACCGGACUGAAUUUACUGAAGGGAGCGUUUUUUUUUGUUGCCUUGGUAGCGAUUACAGAAAAUCAAUCAGCUAUACAGCCACGUAGUUUGCUAACUAAAUAGAUUAAGAAUGGACGUUAAAGAGCGAAAUCUGCUGGGUGGUGGCGAGAACAUCGUUGAAAUGGUGGAUUUGGAUGAGGAGAAUUUUGCUGUUUCAAACUCAUCAGAUUCAGAUGCAGCCUUUGAUGCUGUCAUUGGGAGUAUUGAAGACAUCAUCAUGGAGGACGACUUCCAGCACAUGCAACAGAGCUUCAUGGAGAAACACUACCUGGAGUUUGAUGACUCAGAGGAGAACAAACUCACCUAUACACCAAUCUUCAACGAAUAUAUUGAGCUGCUUGAGAAACAACUUGAGCAGCAGCUGAUGGAGAGAAUUCCCGGUUUCAACAUGAGCACAUUUACCCAAUUACUCAAGCAGCACAAAGACGAAGUGUCAGGAGACAUCUUCGACAUGUUGCUUACUUUUACAGACUUCAUGGUCUUCAAGGAAAUGUUCAUUGAUUACAGAGCAGAGAGGGAGGGCCGAGGGCUUGACCUCAGUGAUGGCCUAGUGGUGAGGUCUCUCAGCUCUACAUCCUCAAAACCCAUCACCUCCAGAACAACAACAAAACUGAAGUAACUAAUGAAGAGUCAUCCCCAAACACAUGAACAUACACAUUGACCAAUAGUGCACUGUGCUGCUGACAACAGAACAGAAUUGCUUGUCUUGCCCAUGCCCUCCAGUCACAGGGGACCACAGGGAACAUGCCUUUCCCCCAGCUUUUGUAUUUGAACUGUUGUAGGUUUGCAAUGGGAAUGGUAUCAGUCAGGUUUGUCUUUGUUUUACAAUAUUUUACAAAUAGCCUUUCUCUGGUUAAGAUAGACACCUUUGUCCUCAGGGUGGGGUACAGCGUUUUUUAUUACAUUUGUGCUCGAUGACUUGAGUUUUGUGCCUGUUACAUUAUUAACACGUAUGCCAGGUGUUUGUAGGUCAAGCAUUUUAGACAGACUAAACAGUAGCCUAGUUGCUCAGCCCUUGGCAUUGGUGGUUAGGAGAACUAUAUGCACCAGCAAUGGGAAAACACUUUAGAAAUGUUUUUUUGAUUGUACUCAUAGCCCUCCACAACAAACAGUAUAUGAAGCCUGAAAGAAGAAACCUGGUACAUUCAGUCCUAGGCUGUUUGGUCGAUGGUGCUUUCUCAGAUCCUUCUUUCUCAUUUGAACCAAUGGGUUCCCUUUCUGUAAAAUAAUUUCAAUAAUACUAGUACCACAUUUGUCCUAUGUAGCAGUCUUUACUGAGGGUAAUAUUUUAAGUGUUUUAAUUAAAUGUAUUUAUUUCACUGGUUUGUACAUAGUCUUAUGUCCCAUUGCCUGUAAAUAAGUGUUUCAAAUAAAGACAUGAAAUAGUUUUGUAAAA